AUGAAAAAUCAUUUUGACAGUUUAGAAAAAGUAAAUAACUUACUCCCCCCCCCCCCUCCGUGAGCGAACAAAACCAUUAGAAAAAUCGCCAUUUUUUGACCAAAAACCCACCCUCCGUGAGUGAACAAAAAUUUUUUUAAUAGAAAAAAUUUUAAUGGGAAAAAAAUUUUGAUAUAUAAGUGAUAAUUAGUAUAAUGAAAUCUAGAGCUAAUUCUGUUUAAUUUUAAACAAAUUGCGUUUUAAAACAUAAAUUUUGCAAAUUAAAUUAAUAUUUGCUUCCCAAUUUUUGCAAAUUAGGAUUUUUUUAAAUUUCGAAAAAAAUAUUUUUUCUAAAAUUUAUAUAUAAAUUGUUUUUUAAAAAAAAAAUUAACCCCCCUCCGUGAGCGAACAAAAUUUUUUUGUUCGCUCACGGAGGGGGGGGGGGGGAGUUACGAGAAAUCCAAGCACUAACUCCCCCCCUCCGUGAGAGAACAAAAUAAUCUUGUUCGCUCACUGAGGGGGGUUAAUUUUUUUUUAAGAUUUAAAUAUAAAAUUUUAAAGAUAAAGUUUUUUUUUCGGAAUUUAAAAAAAUCCAACUUCUCGAAAAUUGAAGGUAAAUAUUAAUUUAAUUUGUAAAAUUUAUGUUUAAAAACGAAAUUUGCUUAAAAUUAAGCAGAAUUAGCUCGAGAUUUUAUGAUACUAGUUAUCACUUAUAUAUCAAAUUUUUUUCCUAUAAAAAAUGUUUCUAUUAAAAAAAAUUUUUGUUCCCUCACAGAGGGUAGUUUUUGGGCAAAAAAUAGCGAUUUUUCUAAUGGUUUUGUUCGCUCACGGAGGGGGGAAUAAGGAGAUUAUCUCCUCAUCCUCACAUUGUAAGGCUACUUGAAAUUCUUUAGUAUUUGCUAUUUAGUGAUGAGCCAACUGGAAGGCUAGCACUUGUGUUUGAGCUUUUGGAUCAGAAUCUUUACGAAUGGACAAAGGAUCGAAGACAAUUCCUUCCUGAGGCUAAAGUAAAAAAUUUUAUGUGGCAACUAUUAAAAGCAAUUGAUCAUAUGCACAGGAACGGGAUUUUUCAUAGAGAUAUCAAGCCAGAAAACGUUUUAUUAGCAGAUGAUGCUUUAAAAUUAGCAGAUUUCGGAUCGUGUAGAGGGAUUUAUAGUAAACAGCCAUAUACAGAGUAUAUUAGCACAAGAUGAUAUAGGCCUCCAGAGUGCUUAUUGACUGAUGGGUACUAUAACUAUAAAAUGGACAUCUGAGGGGUAGGUUGCGUAUUUUUUGAAGUAAUUGCGUUAUUUCCAUUGUUUCCAGGUGAAAAUGAGCUAGAUCAAAUAGCUAAAAUACAUAAUGUUUUAGGAACCCCACCUAAAACAAUUUUAGAUGAAUUUAGAACAAAAACCCAGACUAUUGAAUUGAAUUUUUCAGCGAAAGAUGGAACUGGGAUUGAUCGUCUUAUUCCUCAUGCAUCACCAAUGGCAAAAAGUUUAAUAAAUAAAAUGCUCACAUAUAAAUGUGAUGAUCGAUUGUCUGCAAGGCAAUGUAUGAAGCAUCCAUAUUUCAAAGAACUUAGGGAACAAGAAAUGCCUUUACGAAUUGCUCCAUCACCUCUUAGUAUUGAUGUACCUGAUGGUGAUAGUGGAGCAGGAGAUGACAGUAAAAGAUCUGAGGUCGCCCUGCCACCCAUAAAAGUACCUGUUAUGACAUUACCAAAAAUAAAGAAAAAAAAUGAGCUGAAAAUAAAGAAUAAUCCUUCAGUAAAGAGUAUCACUUUUGACCAGAAAUCGCCGUAUACUAAUAAAAAGAUAAAUUUAGAGCCAAGAAAGCCUUAUGCAAAUCCUUAUAAAAAAGGUUUUUUCAAAACGAAUUAUUAA
Blepharisma stoltei is the source of this 1844-nucleotide messenger RNA. Lineage: Eukaryota; Ciliophora; Heterotrichea; Heterotrichida; Blepharismidae. The record is from the annotation of a GenBank genome assembly.